AUGAUAAAUUCUCAAAGACCAAUAUGUGGAAAAAGAAUGAAAGAUAAAAUAUUCAAUUAUUGUUCUACUUAUAUUUGUCCAGAAAUUAAUACAUCAGACUUUUAUGAAAAUAAAGAAUUUCAAUAUGUUUCUUAUGAAAUUCCGAAUCAUCAUAUUGGAAUAGCAUUAAAUUGUUGUACCAAAGGAUGUAAUGAAAAAGAAAUACAAGAUUUUUGUUGUGGUGUUUCUUCAACUAAUUAUGAUAUAAGGAAAAAUGAUGGUGAAUUAAUGGGUUACGAAGCAAUAGAAUCAAAUCUCAAACAGUUUAAAAAUAAUGAUAAACAACAAUAG
Molecule: messenger RNA, 330 nt
Organism: Strongyloides ratti
Lineage: Eukaryota; Metazoa; Nematoda; Chromadorea; Rhabditida; Strongyloididae
Product: Insulin-like domain-containing protein
Exons: 1
Coding region: 1-330 (109 amino acids)
Source: RefSeq, a predicted model, not a curated record